AUGAAGAGGCGCUCGUCGGGUUCGACCGACGACAGCGACGAACCUCUUGUCGAUCCUCCAGUCGUUCAGCAACCCGCCCGAAGUCGCAAUUCUGCACCUCUUCCCAAGCAACCCGCGGCCGUUACCGUUGCCGCUGGAGCCGCAUCUAGGCCGUCAUCCGCAAGGAGUAGACGGUCAAACAACCCCAAUUGGAAGCUCGAACAUGGCCCGAACGCGAAUCCGAUUGUCGACAACCACCUCAUAACUGCUUUGCCAUCGUCACCCCUCUCAGUUCCAUCCCUGGCCGCGCCAUCGCCAGCCUACCGAAACCAUACACAGCUGCCGAACCACAAACUCCACCACCAUUCUCAAAGCGUCGCCGACGAAUUUCAGCCUACCCUGAACGACGACAAGUAUUUCGAUAGCGAUCACGACGACGGUGAAGGCGACGGCGACGGCCUCCACGACGGCAUCGUGGACACUCGGCGAGAAGACCAAACCACCAUGACCGCAGAGAAGAUGCCCGAUGUGCGCUUCGCCGGUCGCCGCUCUCGAUUCCGAAGCCCUUGGUCCGUUACCAUCUUCACGCUGACUGUCACCGUUCUUGGGAUUACUCUGCUAUGCGCUAUAUUGAACUCGUCAUGGACUCGCCAGCUCGAUGCCAAGGGAUGCCGCAUGUCGUACAUGCGACCUUCCUACAUUCGUCUUCGUGACUUCGAUACCGAACACACCCGGUUCGCGACCAAAUACUCGCUAUAUCUGUAUCGUGAGCAGGGUGUUGACGACGAAAGAAAGCUGAGAGGCGUUCCCGUACUCUUUAUCCCAGGUAAUGCCGGAAGCUACAAACAAGUUCGACCCAUAGCCGCUGAAGCUGCAAACUACUACCAUGAGUCUCUUCAACACGAUGAAACUGCUGUCGCGGCCGGCGCUAGGAAUCUCGACUUCUUCACAGUUGACUUCAACGAGGACAUCACUGCCUUCCACGGGCAGACCAUGUUGGACCAGGCCGAGUACUUGAACGAAGCCAUCAGGUACAUCUUGUCGCUCUACAUGGACCCGCGCAUGUCAGCUCGAGACCAGGACUUACCAGAUCCAACCUCUGUCCUGGUACUCGGUCAUUCGAUGGGUGGCAUCGUCGCGCGCACCAUGCUCAUCAUGCCGAACUACCAGUCCAACUCGAUCAACACCAUUAUUACCAUGUCUGCACCACACUCGCGUCCUCCUGUUACUUUCGACGGACAGAUUGUCAAGAUAUACGAUGAUAUCAAUGACUACUGGCGUCACGCCUACUCACAGAAAUGGGCCAACAACAACCCGUUGUGGCAUGUUACUCUUGUCUCAAUCGCUGGAGGUGGCUUAGACACUGUCGUUCCGUCCGACUACGCAAGCAUCGAGCCGAUAAUCCCCGAGACACACGGCUUCACUGUCUUCACCACCGGAAUUCCAGGUGUUUGGACUAGUAUGGAUCACCAGGCCAUUCUAUGGUGCGACCAAUUUCGGAAAGUUGUUGCUCGCGCCAUGUACGACGUGGUGGAUGUUCACAGGUCUUCGCAGACCAAGCCCAGGGCUGAGAGAAUGCGGGUUUUCAAGAAGUACUUCCUCACUGGCAUGGAGUCGAUCGCCGAGCAGACUAUGGCAGCUGAGGGGCCAAGCACAUUGCUGACACUCGAGGACAACUCAAACGCCAUCAAGGCACAAGGCGAACGCCUCGUCUUGCGACAGCUUGGCCACGACCCGAAAUUCACAGCUCACCUGCUUCCAGUACCUCCCCAAGGAUCUCCAGAAGGAAAACGCUUCACCCUACUGACCGACAGCGCAUUGGACAAGCCAGGAGAACAUGGAAAGCUCGAGGUCCUGCUUUGCAGCGUUUCCCCCCUGCAGCCUGGACAGUCGACAACGCUGUUCUCAACACACAUGGACCUAUCAGGCGACAGCACUGGGUCUACUAGGUUGGCCUGCAAGAAUGCUGCGACCGACGCUAUUCUGCUCCCCCCUUCAACUAGAAUGCUCCAUCAGCCCUUUGCCUUGGAGAAUGAGCCAGUGACAAGGCCGUUCUCGUAUCUUCAGUUCGAUAUCGAGGACAUUGCGGACCACCAAUUCGUGGCCGUCAUAGACAAGGCGGUGAAGCCAAGUCAAAACUUUGUUGUCGCCGAAUUCAGCGACCAUUCUCAAUCACACAGAAGGCGAAACAUCAGCCUGCGGCGAAUCCUCGCGUUUGGAAUGACGCUGCGGCUACCUGCGAACCGUCCCUUGGUUGCCGAGAUCAAUAUCCCCACCAUUCAGUCCAGUUUACUGGCGUACAAUCUGGAGAUAGGCAAUCAGGCUUGCGGUUCAUCUUCUGGACUGUUCUCACCUCUCAUACGGCAACACCUAGCUCAGCCAUACGAGUCCAAGUUUUUCGUAAAUGCCAGGCAUGCGAGCAUCAGUCUGCAUGGCGUGGCCCCGUUCGUUCCGCCCCCUCUUAGGCACAAGCUUCAAAACGAGCAGGGACUCAGCCUGCAAUUUUGGACCGAUCCAACCUGCGAAUCAGCAAUCCAAGUUACGCUGACAGUCGACCCGUUGGGGAGCUUGGGUAAGCUGUACAUGCGUUAUCGGACUGUAUUUGCGGCCUUCCCAUUGCUUGUGGUGGCACUCGUGCUUCGCAAGCAGUUCCGGAUCUACGACACGACUGGAGCCUUCAUAUCUUUCUCGGAAAGCUUGGAUCUCUGCUUACGGCAGUCGCUGCCGCUGAUGUUUCUUUCCUUGACAUUCCUCUCCUUGUCAAUGACCGGAUCGUGGUCAUCCGGCCCCGGUGUAUUCUGGCACUGGCGCAAUACGACUUCGGCGGAAGCCGACUUUCACAGCAACGAUCUCCUUACAGGCACCCAGGAUCCCUUCUUCUGGUUUCUGAUCCCCCUGAUCGGAGUCGUCUGUCUCUCCGACCAUUCGCAACCGGGCGUGACGAGCGCCGAAGGCCGCAGUUACCCAUCUUCGUUGCGUCCUCUCCUCGACGCCGUAUGA
Molecule: messenger RNA, 2979 nt
Organism: Colletotrichum fioriniae
Lineage: Eukaryota; Fungi; Ascomycota; Sordariomycetes; Glomerellales; Glomerellaceae
Source: RefSeq, a predicted model, not a curated record